This is a messenger RNA of Camelina sativa (false flax), 687 nucleotides long. The record is from RefSeq and is a predicted model, not a curated record. Lineage: Eukaryota; Viridiplantae; Streptophyta; Magnoliopsida; Brassicales; Brassicaceae.
UGUAGUGGAGACAUUUCUACGCUUGAUUCUCAUGAACACCGUAAAGAGCAAGUCAAAAGAUGACUCAUCGUUUUCUUGCACAAUCCCGUUCCCUGAGUCCGCCUAUAUAUCCCCUUGCCUUACUCUGUAUCCAAUCACACUAGCUAGCACGCUUUAUCUUCCACAAAAAUGGUGGUGUUGAAACUCGGACCAUUAGGAGAAUAUGACAAGAUAGAUCACUGGGAAGAAACUGGCCAUGACAAAAUAAGUCACAUAUUCGUCACCUUUGAUGAUUCUUCUGUAACAUCCAUUCAGUUUGGAUAUGUGGAAAACGGAGAUCUUGUCAUGUCCAAAAAGUACGGCUCAGACGAAGAAAACCAAAGUACUCGAAUUUUGAGGCUGAACCAUGAGUCUGAGUUUGUCAUUGGCAUUAGCGGAGAGAUGCGUAACUGUAAUAUUUCCUCUCUGACGUUUCAUACAAACGAAGGAAAGCACGAGGUCCUUUGUGCAGGAUCGGAAUCUGACCGGACAAGACCUGAGAGAUUUGAGUUUCUUGCGGAAAUACAUGACCGCCGUGAGUUUGGAGGUUUCUUCGGAUCUUGCGAUUAUUGUUCUCUUUGUUCGAUAGGUCUCUAUCUAAAGCCUAUCCUCUCGAGCGACACACUAUUAAGCAAGAAGUAUGAUCCAGUGCUCUUUUGGUUACUUUAA